GAUCAGCUGUCGGAAGGUGCCGAUUUGUGCGGGGGAGCGGCGCGCGCUCGGCAGAACGGCGGGGUCCGCACCGGCACCGGGACGGGCAGGGGCACCGACACAGGCACCGGGACACACAGCACCGGCACACACAGCACCGGCACUACCUCAGCGCCUGCCGCCGCCCGGGACACGCAGGGUCGGCCUUUCCACUGAAGCCAAGUGAAGCACCUCGCAACUGCACUGCACACUGCUCAGCUGUGAUUCCUCUGGCAGCCAAACCUCUCUGUCACCGGCACCCCGAGGGCUCUUUCUCCUCUCCCUGCCCAUCUCUCCUGUGUCUGUGCCUGGAAGCUGGUGCUCAGCAGUAGCUCUGUCUCCCUGUCCAUCCUACUGGACUGCUCCCCACCAUGUUUCAGCGUCUCACCAGCCUCUUCUUCAGUGACAGCAGCACGUCAGAGGGCCUGGAGGAGCCCAAACCCUUUGUCGAGGAAGAGGAGGAGGAGGAUGGCUGGCUCAUAAUUGAUCUUGCAGAGGAGCCCGGCCCCGACGGCGUGGGGAGCAGCCCCAUGGAGGACCUGCUCAUCGAGCACCCCAGCAUGUCGGUGUACGUCACCAGCACCCUCGAGGUGGAUGGGGAGGGCCCCGAGGACGAUGCUGCAGAGGACGUUCCGGAGCCGCGGCCGGAGCCGCCGGUGCCGCAGCGCGGGCGGGCGCUGCCGGUGAAGGCGGCGGCGCUGGACAAGGCGGGGCAGGCGCAGCGGGCGCAGCGGGCCCGGCAGCUGGCGGAGCGGCACCGCCUGGCCCAGAAGGCGCUGCAGCGGCAGAACCGGGCCCGGCAGCGCCCGCCCCGCCGCGCCAAGCAGCUCCCGGGGGCCUUCGUCCACCAGCCCUGCCAGCGCCACUGCAACUACUGACCUCGCUCCGCCGCCCAGGGGCUGGCCCCGGCCCCGGGAGCGGCCCCCACGGACACCGGGGACACGGCGGCGGCUUCACUCCGCACCCCGCGCCCGCACGCCUGACCCGCACUCCUCAUCUCCCUCCUGUACCUUCACCGCGCCCCUCACCCUCGAUGCCGGCUGGGCCGCGACCCCCGGAGCCGCCGGCAUGGAGCGCCACGCUACCCCCGCCCAGCUGCCUCGGCAGCGUUCACGCGGGAAAUCGGAAUUCCCGGUGAAAUCACCUGUUCCCGAAAUCACCUGUUCCCGGUGAAACCUGUUUGUCCUGAUAAGCCUGUGACAUCAGUGCCUUUCCUCACAUCAUGACUCCAUGUACAGCCUGGCUGGGAUGUCACAGAGACAUCGAGCGGGAGUGACAAGAGCAAUGAAGCCACAAAAUUUGGGAUUUUUAGGAAAAUCUCAUCAAUGACACUAAAUAUUGCUUCCACCCUGCAAAACCAGCAAACACUCCUCUCCCUCCUUGAUUUCUUAGCUACAUUUUACCGUGAUAAGAUAAUGCCCCACUGCCAGUCCUGAAGGAGCUUGUGGUUGAAAGCGCUGGUGGAAUCUCCGUGGCUGGGUCAGCCAGGCAGCUCCUGGUGCCUCACGGUGUUGCUUUUUUUAACAACCUUAAAAGGAAUCUCAGGAAUCAAAGCACCGUCCCAGCGCAGCACCGGAGCCCUUGGCUGCCGUGCCAGGAGGGGUGGCCAGCCUGGGGUGGCAUCAGCGUGGCUGGGAGUCCCCUUUGAGCAGCCCUCUGGCCCUGGAGCAGUGACCUGCCCCAGCUGUGACCCCAGGGGUACGCCUGUAUCUCUGUGUGUGUGUGUUUCUCUCUGUUCCUGGACGCUCAGAGGAGGCUCUGUCAAGCUGAGGGUCGCUGUCUGCCUGGUGUUAGUCCCCGGCAGGGGAGAGGAGGCAGGAUCUGCACAGCUUCCCCAAGGUGGCCAAAGCACGUCCAUGGUGGUGGUGAAGAGAUGCUGAAGAGGAGGCUGGAGGGAAGAGGCUGAAGUAAGGACAAAGAUGGAUCUGGGAGCCACUGCAAUGGGUCAGGAUGGGGCAGGCCUGAGUGAGAGGAUUGCUGUAACAGGAGCUGUGACAGAGGCAUCUUCUUUCCCCACUAAAAAUGGCGUCCUUUCCUGUGAAGGGCCAAAUUCACUGCUAGGCGAUGCUAAUUUCUAAUGUAAAUCCCUCCUCUCUCCGUGAUGGACUCCUUCUGCCUUUGGAAGAACAUGGUCCAGGCUUUUCACUGGCUCCAGCAACAGCUGAGACAGCUUCAAAUCCAGCAAAAAUUUGCUGAUCUGCCCCCAGUUCUCUCCUUUUAGGAGCUAGUUUUGUACCCUCUGCCCUGGGAAAGUGUCCUGCUCACAACCACAGCCUGGAUUCCCACCCUCUGAGACAAGACAUACCCCCACAACACCCCAGAAAAUUCUGAUUUCACCAGAGGUUCUUCCACUCACCGUGUUGCAUCCCUUAAUAUCAGCUGGGGACCUUGGCUGAAGGAAUUGUGGUGAGCCCAAACUGAGACAGCUGAUAGUUAUUAAUUCUUUUAAUGAGAUUAAAGCCAAACUGAACCUUCUUAGUAGCAACAGCCCCUAGCUCCGGGCCAGGCAGCCUGGACCGUAGCAGUCAGCUGCUGCUGCUCCCCUGCAGCAUUUCCCCUUCACUGCUCUGCUGGGCUUUCCCAAAAGCUCCGGAGCGCUGCAUCCCGAGAGGGGGAGCUGCGAGCCCUCGGCAUUGCCCUGCCCUCCUCCCGCAGCCUCUGUCCCUGGCCCAGCCUGAGACCGCCCGAGAUCACCCUGCUGGUGAAGAGACUGGCAUCUCCUGACUCCAGGGCAGCUUUACAUCCUGUGGCUUCCUGGGCUUCAUACUCAAUGCCUUUUUUUGCCCCUGCAGCGAUGCCUGGGCCGGGCUGGGAGCCGGGCAGUGCAGGGCCAGGGGCACAGGCCGGGGCUGGGCCCGGCUGUGGUGGGUGCUGCCCUCCCAUCCCCGCCGGACACCGCUCUGGGGCAGCAGCACUGCGGGGAGCACUUUCUCUCUGGCCCCAGCACACAUCAAGAAGGGCAGAAGCCAAGCACUGUCCAGCCCCCAGCUUGGUCUCCACUGCAAAUUCUGCUGCUGCCAGUCCCUCUGGAGCACUCCAGAAAUCAGGGGCUGGCUGUGACCCCACUGCCCCCCCAGCAGCUCCCAGAGGAACAGGCUGGGGGAGCAGUGGCCCGAGGCAGAUCCUGCCGUGUCUCACCUGCCAGGCUCUCCUGUGCCUGCCCAGCUGCUGGAGGUGGUACCCAGGAGAAAUCCCUUAUGGAAAUCCUCCCGUGCACCCUUCUCCUCUGCUGUGAGCCAGCCCUUGGCCGUGUUCCUGGGGACUUGUCUCAGCCUGGCACUGCCACCAGCACCCAGCCCCCAGUGCCCAUUUCCAACAGGUGAUCUUCCUCUGUCCCAGUUUUCAGAAGCAAAUUCAAACUCUUUCUGUGCCAGUCUGAGAUGUCUUUCAUUGGCUCCGUGCCCAGCCAGCACAGGAGAUGAAGCAGAACUAUUACCACACUUUAUAUCCAGAGUAUGUUUAUAAAAGAUUAAUAAAUUAUUAAUAAUGUUUUCAUGAACAGGUUAAUCCAGACCCUGAGCCUCUGGUGGGUCAGCAGAGUGCACAAACCACAGCAAAUGAGCUCCUGCAAGUCCCCUGUGUUGUUUGCACUCUUGCCAUGUAUUAACACCUAACACUCACCUGCCAACCCUUGCCAGGCCACUGUCACCCCCAGUGUGACCCCCCCUCCCUGUGCUCUGGUCAACCUGUGCUUUGCAGAAGACCUGCAGGGUUCUGCUCCUGCCCAGCAGCAAGCACAAGGCCUGGCCUGGUCCCAGGCCUCCUGCCCAGUGCUGCCAGAGCAAGAAAACCCCUUUUCACUGAGGUUUUUUGUCUCCUCGAAUCUUAAAACAAAUGAAAGGUGCUUAAGAACUGAGAACUUCCUGUGUGUGCACCCAUUUGCAUGUGUAGAUAAUUCAAAGCCCAGUGUGGGUGUUCAGUAGCUUGUUUUGGGGUUGAUUUUUUUAGGGGUUUGUUGGGGUUUUUUUUUGCACCCAGUAUUUGUGAUGCACUGUGUGGUGCUUCCAAUGGGAAGGUUCUGGUUUGCAGGGAGCUCUUGAGCUGGUUCUGCUGGGACAGGUGGGGUGAAUUUUGCUUUCUUUUCUGUACUUGUGUAGGGGGAAACUACAGCAUGGACUCAGGGACAAACCAAUCUGCUGGGGUCUUUAAAAAAUGUCUUUUUCCCAGGCUUCUCUGUUAGAAUGUGGGGUUUGGUUCUGGGGUGCUGCAGGGAUGUGGCCUCUGGCAGCACAUGGUGGUGACAGGAGCUGCCCUGACACUCCUGUGUGAAAAAGAAAUUGUGGCCAUUCCUGGUGGGAUCAUUCCUGGGCUGCAGCUCCUCUUCAUUUGUUCAUUACCUGAAAAUUCACCUUUACAGCCAAAUGUGGCUGGUCCCUUUUUAAGUGGCUUGUGAACAAGCAGGUACAGAUUUUCAGCACAGAGCCUCCUGGGGUUUGGGAAGGGCAGCAGGACUGUGUGUUAUGGCCUGACCCAGCACAUCUCUGGGAUCAGGGGACAACCAGGAUGGGGAAGCCAUUGAAAUUAUCACCUGGGCACAUGGUGAUGCAGGCAACUGAAAGAAAUUUUUGUGUUUCUUGCAGUGAAAGCAUAAAAAAGGGAAGAAUUCCCAGUGGAGAGGCCUGGGCAAAUCUGUGUUCAGUAAAUGCCAGCUUUGCUGGGCCGUGUGUCAGUGCUGGGCUCAGACACCCGGCUGGCUCCAGCCCCAGCUCGGGGGGGCAGGCUGGGACAGCGCUCUCAGCAAUGCUGCACUUUGUGAGACCCCUUAUGCAGGGAAGAAUCUUCCCACCACUGAAGCCCCUGUGGUGCAGGGAUGUUGUCCAAGUAAGAUUUGCCUCUGCUUGCCUGGUUCUGCUCUGGCAGAUGAGGAGGACGAGCCCUCAGAGCGCGAUGGGACCGGAGGCACAGCCCUGCUGGGCAAGUGCCUCCUCUUGGGCUGCAGCAGUGCCCCCAGGCCCCCAGGGCUGUGCUGGCUGCACUGGCCAAGUUCUCACACCAAAUUCCGGCCCUUGGCACCACAGGGCUGGAGGGAUGCCAAGGGAGUGGGGGCAAAAUCCUCCUCACCUGUUGCUCUGAAACUUGCACUCACAAAUGCUCUUUUUAAGAAACUGUGCUGCAAAAGCUUGGUCUGGAAGGAAAACAAUUCUUUCCAUUGGAGUCCACAUUUCCUUCUCAUUAUGCAGAACAUCAAUGCAUGGCUCAUCCCAAAGAUCACUGCUAUGGGAAUCUUCUCUCUUUAGGCUUGUUUCUAAUCAAUAAUUUUACAUUUACAUCAUACUAGUACUUUUCCCUCUUCUAUUCAGCCCUAAUGGGGAGCAAAAGACGCACUUAGAUGUCUUACCACACCAGUAAGGAAAAAAAAAAGAUAAAAAAAUAUCCAGUGAGGCUCUAGGCUUGAGUCCCACAGCUUUGCAGUUGCCCCUCUGGAUCAGUAUCAAUUCCAUUGCCCUGCAUAAAAUGAAAACUAAACUUCAUGUGAAUUUAUUGAAAAACAAGUGAGUCCCCAAAGAUCAAACAUCUAAUAAUUAGGAAACAGUAAGAAGACAUAAAUCACCUCAAGUCAAGAGAAAUGGUUGUCAGAAGGCAGCACGGAGCCCCGCUGCCCUGGGAAUGGCUGCUGGCAGUCCUUGAGUCUUCCCUGAGUCUCUGGGUUAGAACAGGAGGCCAUCCAUGUCCAGCUGGUGCCACAGGGACCCUCGAGCCACCAGGGAUUGUCAGCUGCCACCGCUGCCAGCCUCCAGUUUGCUGCUCCUCCUUCGCUGCAUGCACUCAGCAAUGGCUGCUGGUGGCAGGAGGGGGCAUCACAGCCCAGUGUCCCCCCAGCUUGUCAGAGCUUCCCCCCAAGCCCUUCUCCACCAUGGACUGUGGUGACCUCCUCAGCACAGCUGAUGGCAGGGACCAGAUCCUGAGGAGGGACAUCCACGCCACUGGCAGCAGCCCCCUCCCAGGGCACGGCCACACGGACCUGCCAGGGACAGGAAUGGGCCUUAAAAGGGGCUGAUCCCCUCAGGGCUUGUCUUCUUCAAGGUGGAGCUUCCCACCUCUCAGAUCUGCUCCAUCCAUACAAAGUCAGGAACCUCCUCUUGUCCUCAUGGGCUCCAUCCCCAUCCCAUUCCCAUCGCUGGAGUGGCUGCCACAAGUUGCCUGAACGUGGCUGUAGGGGCUGGAUGCAGCAGUGGGAAGGGCUCUGCCUGCCUGAAGAGUCCCUCCUUUGCUGAGAGGUGUCCUCAGCCCCACUGGAGAUGCCACCUUCUCCUUGCUGGUCUCCAGGAUCCCAGAGCCCCCCAGCCCUGGGCUCUGGGCAGCUGCACACGCUUGGCCAGGAGGUCUCCCUGGUCCAUCAGCCUUCCUUUGUGCUUCUUGAAAACCUUUGUCAUUAACCCAUCACCCUCUCCUUAGAGGAAUGAGGAUGAUGAGGAUGAGCAGCUCCAUUCAAUAGCAAAGGUUGCUUUUAUGUGUGAUCAUUUUUUCAGUUCUGUGCAGAGUGGUGACACCCAGGUGUGUCCCCUGUCAUUCAUUCUGAGCUGGCACCUCCCGGGCUGACGAGGGGGCUGCUUUUCCAACCCCAUAUUUUGUACAGGGAUGCUGCCCCAUGCUCCAGAGCACAAAAAGAGCUGGAAAGCUUUGACUUUGUUGCAGCUAAACCUGAAAAUCCUUCUGCCUUCCACUCUGACCCUAUUUCAUUGCAUGGUGGGGGGGAAGAUUUUAUUCUCUGCAAAUGAAGGGGAAAACAGCGCAGUAAAUUCUAAGUGUAGCUUAAAAAUGGGUUGCACAGGGGAGCCCAAAGCUCCUCUGCUCUUUCACAUUCACCUCAUGUACCCUUGCUGGGGAGCCCUGAGCAGCUGUGCCCAAGUCUCCCUGAAUUCUUAUCCUCCUUUGUGCUUUGGGAGGUCUGGGGAUGGGGGAGCAGCACAAGGUGUAGCAGUGACAUUUCCUCUGUGUCAGAACGGUCCUUGCACAGAGCACUGCAAUAUUCCAUCUGUGUGUGUCCACCCCUGGUACCUGCUUGUGAAACUCUUGCCCACACAUUGCCCUUCCCCAUGUGGGGCUGAAUGACUGUACAUGUGCCUUCACCCUUUUUCAUGGUUUGGCAUCUUUUUUUAACACAAUUACAGAACUUGAAAAAAAUCACUGAACUGCAGUUACAAGUCCUAUGCAAGAGGUGACCAGGGAGUCAGUUUUUGGUAUUUCUGUGUUUCUGUGUUGUUUUCAAAGUCACUGUGGGGUUUUUCAGAGAACUCCAACAGAAUGAAUGCCCCAAAAAGUUUGUUAUGCUUCUUUUUUUUUUUUAAAUUUUUUUUAAUUUUUUUGCUAAAAAGCAUUUAGCAUUUUGGAUAUACUAAAUCUCUUAGGCAGCUUUGUAAAGCUCUAAACCCCAGUUGCCCCCGGGGCCGUGUUUGGAGAGUGAGCAGGAGCAGGAGCAGGAGCAGCAGGACGGAUGCAGGAGCGCCAGAACAGAUGGACAGAUGGACAGAUGGACAGAUUGACGAUGGCUGUUCUGUGGCUGGACAAGGUUGCCUUAAGCCUUCCCUGCAAUGCCCCGGAGAUGUUCGGUGCCCUCCCGCCUGUGCCCGGGCUCUGCCUUAGGCUGGCACAGCCCCUCGGGGGUCUGGGAGAAGAGGCAGAAACCCCCCACGUUUUCUACAUCACCUGUGCUGUAGGACUGAGACCUCGUCUGCAACUCGAAGCUAACGAAAUCCGUCCUUCUCGUGUGUUACGUGUUCAGUUGGUGUAAGCAGGGUUCGUAGGAAGGGGCGUCUCCUCCUCGUAGGACAUUGUGUAAACAUUUGCUGUGUGUCGACUGCCUGGGACACAUUGUGUAGUGUGCCUGUGUGUGUGUAACCUGGUUUUGGUUGUUAGGUUGUAAU
Molecule: messenger RNA, 7883 nt
Organism: Camarhynchus parvulus
Lineage: Eukaryota; Metazoa; Chordata; Aves; Passeriformes; Thraupidae
Gene: TP53INP2
Product: tumor protein p53 inducible nuclear protein 2
Biological process (GO): autophagosome assembly; positive regulation of DNA-templated transcription
Cellular component (GO): autophagosome; nucleus
Source: RefSeq, a predicted model, not a curated record